Messenger RNA from Malassezia restricta, 2142 nucleotides. RefSeq names its product lanosterol synthase. Gene Ontology annotation, biological process: triterpenoid biosynthetic process; ergosterol biosynthetic process. Gene Ontology annotation, cellular component: lipid droplet. Bases 1 to 2142 code for a protein of 713 amino acids. Gene Ontology annotation, molecular function: lanosterol synthase activity. NCBI's taxonomy places the organism in Eukaryota, Fungi, Basidiomycota, Malasseziomycetes, Malasseziales, Malasseziaceae. The record is from RefSeq and is a predicted model, not a curated record. The transcript has a single exon.
AUGACCGACGUGACAGGACCGCCGCUCGGGCAGACCGACUUGCAUCGGUGGCGACUGCGUGUCUCGGAUGUGGGGCGGCACGUCUGGCACUAUCUGGAGACGGACGCGGAGGUAGAGGCAUGGCCUCAGACGCCGAUGGACAGGUACUGGCUUGGGCUGCCGGUGGGCGCCGAGACGUAUCCUGAGGCGGCCGCGACACCGCUGGAAGCGGCGCGGCGUGGACUGGCGUUCUAUCGCCACCUGCAGGCAGACGACGGGCACUUUCCCGGCGAGUAUGGUGGCCCGAUGUUCCUGCUUCCUGGCCUGAUCAUCGGUAUGUACGUGACGCAGACGCCGAUCCCAGCUGCGUGGCGCGUGGAAAUCGCUCGGUACCUGUGGCACCGACGGCACCCGGACGAUGGCGGUUGGGGCAUCCACAUCGAAGGACACUCGACCGUGUUUGGCACGGCGCUCAACUACGUCGUGCUGCGCAUCGUCGGCGUGCCGCCUGACCACCCGAUGAUGGUGCAGGCGCGCACGACGCUGUGGCGCUUGGGCGGCGCGACGGGCCUGCCGAGCUGGGGCAAGUUGUGGCUGGCGUUGCUGAACGUGUACGACUGGGAGGGUGUGCAUCCGAUCCCGCCUGAGCUGUGGCUUCUACCUGACGCUGUGCCGAUUCAUCCGUGGCGCUGGUGGGUCCACACCCGCAUGGUGUACCUGCCUAUGGGCUACCUGUACGGCCAGCGCUUCCGUGCGGAAGAAACGGAGCUGGUCAAGGCGCUGCGGGCGGAGCUGUACCCGACGCCGUACGAUGAGAUCCACUGGCCCGCACAGCGGAAUCACGUCGCGGCGGCCGAUCUGUACGCGCCGCACACCCGCGUGCUGGAUGCCCUGUUCUGUGUGCUGGGGCAGUAUGAGCGUGUGCACAUUGGAGCGCUUCGUGAGGCUGGCAUGCGGCGUGCGUACGAGCUGAUUGUGAAAGAGGACAUCAACACGAGCUACCAGUGCCUGGGGCCUGUGAACAAGAUGCUCAACUACAUCGUGCGGUGGAUCGUGGACGGGCCGGCGAGCGAGGCGAUGGCGCGGCACCGUGAGAAGCUGCGUGACUUUGUGUGGAUGAGCGCUGACGGCCUCAUGAUGACGGGCACGAAUGGCAGCCAGCUGUGGGACACGUCGUUCAUUGCCCAGGCGAUGUGUGAUGCGGGCCUGGCGCGGGACCACCGCGAUAUGUGCCAGUCGAUCUUGGCGUGGCUGGAUGCGACGCAGAUCCGUGAGAAUCCGACGUUUUAUCGCUCGGCGUACCGCUUUGCCACCAAGGGCGCCUGGCCGUUUAGUACGCGCGAGCAGGGCUACACGGUGAGCGACUGCACGGCCGAGGGCCUGAAGGGCGUCUUGAUGCUGCAGGAGGCGAGUGGGGCCGACCUGGGCCGGCCGGUGUCGCAGCAGCGGCUGCGCGAUGCGGUCGACUUGCUGCUGUCGAUGCAGAAUCCGGGCGGUGGAUAUGCGUCGUACGAGACGAUCAAUGGGCCGAGCGUGCUGGAGUGGCUGAAUCCUGCCGAGGUGUUUGGCAACAUUAUGGUCGAGCACGCGUACCCGGAGUGCACGACCUCGGUCGUGUCGGGCCUGCGUAUGUUCCAGCGGUACGACAGCUACCGCUCGGCGGACAUUGAUGCGGCGGUGGAUGCGGCGGUCGGAUAUAUUUUGCGGGCGCAGCGUGCGGAUGGCUCCUGGUACGGCUCGUGGGCGAUCUGCUUUACGUAUGCGGCCAUGUUUGCGCUCGAGAGCCUGAGGCAUGCGGGGCACACGCAUGCGAACAGCGAGGCGGUGCGCCGUGCGUGUGCCUUCCUGCUUGGCCACCAGCGCGAAGAUGGUGGAUGGGGCGAGAGCUACAAGUCGUGUGAGACGCAUGCGUACGUUCAGUCGCGAUCGCAGGUCGUGCAGACGUCGUGGGCCGUGCUGGCGCUGAUGCAUGCCGACUACCCGGACGCGACGCCGAUCCGGCGCGGCAUUGCGUUGAUCAUGUCGCGACAGCAGCCGGACGGCUCCUGGGCGCAGGAGCAGAUUGAGGGCAUUUUCAACCACAAUUGUGCGAUUUCGUACCCGCACUACAAGUUUGCCUUCACGAUUUGGGCGCUGGGCAAGGCGGCAGGUAGGGUUGGGUAG